Colletotrichum siamense is the source of this 4281-nucleotide messenger RNA. RefSeq lists its product as uncharacterized. Bases 1 to 4281 code for a protein of 1426 amino acids. The transcript has 6 exons. NCBI's taxonomy places the organism in Eukaryota, Fungi, Ascomycota, Sordariomycetes, Glomerellales, Glomerellaceae. The record is from RefSeq and is a predicted model, not a curated record.
AUGUUCACCCGUCUUUCUGUUCUAUUUGUGUGGCUACUGUAUGCCGCAGAGGCUUUCCAAGACAACGCUCAAAGUCACACCUUUGGUCAUUUCAGUAACUCGUCAAGCCCGGCCCCGCAUCCGACCUGUCAGGAUGGUUUAGGCUUCUGUAGCUCGUCAGAGGGGUUCCCUAGCCAGAACAUCACCCAAACAUCUCAACCUCCAGGUACGACGAUCUCCGCCACAGCUGAGACCGCGCGGCGAAAUGAAACACUGCAUUCGACAAACGGCAUUUUCUCUGCCACUUUGUCUCCAAUCAGCAUUUCCAAAGGGCCUAUCUGGAGCAACAACACAGAUCCAUCAACUUCCCAGACUCGCUCGUCGUCGAAACCCGUUGAGAAUCACUCAAGAAGUAAUCGGACAUCACCUGCUUCGACAAAGAUCACCUCAAUAGGAAGUUCCAGCGUCGACAUCAGCAGAACAUUGACCUCAAAAGACUCGGCCUCCAGUCGAAUAUUGACGACAAGCAGUCUGAUUCACACCUUCUCGAUACCUCUUACCAGUCAAACGCCUCCAUCAUCUCCGACCGCCACUCAAAACAAUACCGCUUCCUCUCUGGUCCAACCUUCGAAUACCGAAGUGCCUGGAAGCAAGUGGACCGUUCCUUGGGUCGACCCUCCCACUACAACUUCAUCCUCGGCGCAUUGGACAGAUAAAGCUGAAUCUACAAUCACCACAACACCCCCCGGAGCGUCCUUUCUGACUCUUUCCGACCUCACCGUUACAACGCCGAUUAUUAUUACCACAACGCUACCAGGUAGCACCGAAGCAACGAUUGUGCCAGUCAUUGUCAAGAAAGAGAAAAAGACGAAAGAAGGCGGCGGAGGUGGUGAUGACGACAACGAUUUUAUCUUAAUCCCAUUCAUAUGUCUCGGGUGCUUUCCUGGAGGAUUUCCUCCCAAGAUCAGCAUAGAGUUCAAGCUGCCCGAGUUCUGUAUCAAGAUUUUGUGGUUCGAGAUCGGGAAUUGCCCUAGUGACGAUGGCAAGAAAGGAGGAGAAGACGGCGGCGGAGACAAAGGGGGAGACGACAGCAACGACGAUGACGACGACGAUGACGACGAUGAUGAUGAUGACGAAGACAAGUCAUCCUCAGAAUCCUCAGCGUCGUCUUCAACAUCGAGCUCUUCUUGCACAGACACCGUCACUGCGACCCAUCGGACAGUGUAUUGCUCGGUGACCCAAGACAUUCGUGGAGGCGAGAACGCAAAGGCAACUGCCGUUACUACGUGUCUCAGCAGUAUCCAGACCGAGGUUACGGGCUGCAGCGUGCUCAACUCGGUCACCACAGUAACCACGACAAGGACUGGCAGCGAAAAGCCAUACCCGACAUGCGGCCCAGAUGUUUGCGGUGAGAAUUGUCCGGCGCCAAGUGCUACAUCUACCAGCAACCCAGCCUCCACUAGCCAACCACCUCUACCGCUCCUGAAACGAGGCGAUCCUGCCAAUGGCGAAUGGCGUGGCCCUGAGGACUACCAACUUGGUUACGACGAGUUUAUGCCAGAGCAGAUCAGGGAAGCUCGCAACGCCGCGACGGACCCUAACCCAGGCCCUGGAGGCUACAAACCUAAGCUUUUGAGAGUUCCGCCCUCCCAUAUGGACCCAGUCCACAAUUUCAAAGUCUCAACUCAAUGGGUAUCUUUCAAAGACAAUGUGGAGACAUUAGCCAUUGAGGGACUUUGGGGCUGUACGGCAGUGGUUGUUGUCUCUAACAGAGGUGCUUGGGUAAGCUACUUUUCGGAGGCUUUAAUGGGAAGAAACAACCUGAAUGAUUUCAGGUCCGCGCUCGCUGAUCAUCGUCUCGGGUCUGGUGAGGGUGAUCCAAUGCGAGAGUGGAAUGAGUACGGUAUCGAAAACCUUAUGAACGACCCAGGGGCCGGAGACCAUGGGGUGAUUUUCGGCGACGAGAACAAUGAUGAUGAAAACAUUGCGAGCCUCAACAUACAGGCCUUCAUCAUCACGCCACGCCCGAGAUAUAGCUACUACAACGAUGACGGUACUCCACGGACAGACCGCUUUCUUCAGAAUCCCAAUCACUUCAAUAUGCAGGUAUUAUACCCGCUCCACGUCGACUGGAUCAGACAAGACUUGAACAGUGUGUUCCAGAACAGGCUUACACAUUGGGUUACAACUCUUGACUAUCCUACACCGAUGCUUCUCUGGUCAGAUUGGAAGGGAUACCAGCAGAACCACUUGACACUUCAGGAUACAGUCAACAUACUGAAGGAUGUUAACUGUGAAAAGGCCCGCGGGAAAACGAUUGUUCAGUACAAACCAGCAGAGUCAUGUAAUGGAAGGGCUGAAUGGCGUAUCUUCUCAGAUACCAUGAGGCAACAGGGUGAAUCCCGUUGGGUUCCGGAAGAUGGUCAGGUAUGGAGAGGUGGAAGGGCUGCUGACGAAAUGGAUUUGGAUCCCGACCAACCGGGCCUUGCCCGCAGGAAGGUCUGCCCACGUCCUAGCCAGACUACCUCCUCAUGUUCCGUCACCGUCACUGCCACGCAUCAGACAGUGUUUUGUUCAGUAUCUAAAGCUGUGGCUGUUGGAAAUGCCACCCAAACGACAGCUACGACAACAUGCUUGAGCAGCGCAUACACCACCGUCACAGGUUGUAGCGUCGCCAACUCAGUAGUCACAACCACGGUCGCAACCACGCAGACCUCCAGCGCAAGGGCUCUACCUACAUGCGGGCCAGAUUCCUGCGGUAGUUGCCAGCCGUUGCACCUGAUACCACCACAAGAGCCGCCGCAAGAGUCUUCCGAUGAACCCACGCAGCAAAGUGUUCCUCGGCCACUUGCGAAGCGUGGGGAUACAGCCUACGGCUUCUGGCAAGACAUUUUUGAUUUUCAUAGUGGCUACCGCCAAUGGAUGCCAGCGCAAAUCCGACAAGCACGCUUGGCGUCGCAAAAUCCCUUCCCAGCAGAACCAGGAGCAUUCAGGCCCACACUUCUUAAGGCAAUGCCUGAAGGAUUUGACUUGCCGGUAUCCACGAAAUUUGUGCUUUUCAAAGACAAGCCCGAGACUCUCGCCAUCGAAGGACUCUGGGGCUGCACAGUCGUUCUUGUGGUAUCCAAUCGAGGUGCCUGGGCCGCUUACUUUUGGGAAAGGACGAUGUACGAUGAACAAGAAAUGACACGAGCUCUAGACGAGUGGCGACAUGGUACUGGCGAAGACGAGGAAAUGUUUCAGUACAACGAACGUGGCCUCGACCAGCUGACCGAUUAUGAGCGGGAUGGAGACGUGGGUGUUAUGUUUGGCAACCCGGCAGAUGAAGAUGUUGACCAUUUGAACAUUAAAGCCUUCAUCUUCGCGCCUCGACGCAAGCCGGUAUAUCGAAAUCCCGACGGCUCGUCAACAGGUGAUCUCAACAAUGAACACUUCGCAGCGGGCGCUGUAGAUCCCGACUUUGAGGAUAGCGUGGAACUCAUUAUCAGAGACCUUCAAAGGAAGUUUAACGGCGAAAUCGAGAUUGACAUCGUCGACUAUCCCAGACCAACGCUUACACUCGCGGACUAUGAUUGGUGGAUGGGUCUCCCUGACGAUGUGGCAAUGUCCGAUCGGUUUCUUGUUCCUGUCAUCAAGACCCUAAUGGACGAUGUCUGUAGGGUUCAUCGAGGCAAGGUGAUUCUCCAAUAUCAGCCCUCGAGAUCCGCCUGCCAAGGUCUUACAGCGAAGUGGAGAGUAUUUGCGGAUGUCUAUGGACAGGUUUCGGCGGGGGAAUGGCUGCCAGAAGAGGGUCAACGCUGGCAAGGCGCAGACCCGCCAGCUGAGGGGGGAGCGGCUCAAAAGAGACAAAAGUGUGCAAGGGGGGUCUGUGACACCUUUUCCGUCAAGUUCACGGUUGUCGCCGAACGGUACUUGGUCAUUUACUUUGCCAGCCAACACGUCAAUCCCGAUGACAAGACUGCUCUCAACAAGCUUCAGCUCACUUUCAACGAUAAAAUCGAACACAACAUCAACACCACGUUCCAGCACACUCUCGAUCAACAGCACUCUGUUUUCUUCGAUCACAUCAAAUGCGACAUCUAUAACACGGUCCAGUACACCCUCGAUAAACAGUACUGCACUUUCCACCAUGAUAUCGAACACAACCACAGUACCACGGCUCGGCACAACCUUGUUGAACGGCACUUCUUCGUCUGUGAUAUCGAUCAAAACAACAUCCCAGAUGGUGACAAGCAAACCCUCGCCGACAACGUCAACAACAUCCUCAUCCACUCCCAAGAAAACAACGACACCAAUUCCUGA